CAAAGAUUAAAAGAACAUUCUAGUCUCUGGCUCUCUGUCCCUUCCCGUUCCAUGAACGGAAAGAACAUUGUUCUUCAGAUUCUGCGUCUUAACGAUCAUCCUCAUACUCACUAUCAUUCUCUCUCCCUCUCUCUCUUGUUUGUGCAUCGAGAACGUCGGUUGGUCAGUGAGUAGUAAAAAUGUCCGACAGCGAAGAUCACGUGGAGUAUACAAAUGGCGAAUCUUCUGCAAAGGUGAAGCAGAGAUUCAGGGAUAGAUCUAAGGAGAUGUUGUCCAAACAAGCUGUUCAGACGAAAGAGAUGCUUUCGAAGCAUGCGGAUAAGAUCGCCAAGCGAGCCGAGGAACAUGAAAGGUUCAUCAACAAGGUGACGCAUUUUUUGGGGGUUCUCGGCUUUGGCGGCUUUUGCUUCCUCCUGGGGGCAAGACCCCAAGACAUUCCCUAUGUAUAUUGUUUCUUCUACAUCACCUUUGUUCCUCUCCGGUGGAUAUACUAUAGGUAUAAAAAAUGGCAUUACUAUCUUCUGGAUUUUUGCUAUUAUGCCAAUACAAUAUUCUUGUUUGACCUUCUGUUUUCUCCAAAGAACGAAAAGCUUUUCAUGGUUUGCUUUUCUUUUGCGGAGGGGCCAUUGGCAUGGGCUUUGAUUGUGUGGCGAUGCAGCUUGGUUUUCAGUUCUUUUGACAAAAUUGUUAGUGUUCUUAUCCAUCUUCUACCCGGAUUGGUUUUCUUUACCAUUCGGUGGUGGAAUCCUGCAACCUUUGAGGCCAUGCAUCCAGAGGGAAGUCCUCGAAGGCCAACAUGGCCUUAUGUGGAAGACAAGGCCUACCUCUGGACAUGGCUGUUUUUGGUUCCUUUAGUAGCCUACACUUUAUGGCAGGUCCUAUACUUUCUCAUUGUCAAUGUCUUGCGCAGACAAAGGCUUUUAAGAGAUCCUGAAGUCAUGACCUCUUACAGGGAGCUCUCCAAAAAGGCUCAAAAAGCAAACAACUUAUGGUGGCGAUUAAGUGGGGUGCUUGGAGAUCAAAAUCGCUUGUUCAUGUACAUUGUUUUGCAAGCCCUAUUCACUGUAGCAACAAUGGCACUUGCUGUCCCCAUAUUCUUGUCGUAUAGGCUUCAUGCAGUUUUCCAAUUACUCAAGGUUUCUGCAACUAUAUGGAAUGGAGGGAGCUUCCUGUUAGAUGUAAUGCCUAGGCAGGCGAUUCUCAAGGAGAAAAAGAAAUCAGAGACGCAAACUGUUCAAAACCAUGAAGAUUGAUUAAUAUCAUUCAUGGUUUUAGGGAAGUGCUAGAAGUUCAACAAAUCAGUCAGGAAAUGCAUCUAAAGAGGUAUGAAACUAGUUGUACCAUGUAGAUCAAGUAUUUUUUUUUUUUUUUGGGAUGCGCUGUAUUUGUUUUACUGCUCAGUGGUUCAGGAAAUACCACUAUGUGAAUGUACGCAUAUAUUACACAUUGUCAAUAUGUGUGCUUUAGUGUUCCCUUGUUCUUGUGAAAGCUUUGGACAGUGAUAUUCUCCCUCUCGUAUUCCCUCUAAUUUGUUGGCUAAAAGUCCAAUUUGGAGGUUUUUGCAUGGGGCUUGUAUUUUUUGAUGGAGAAUCAGGGUGAUGAAGAGGCAGAACAAAAUGAUCAA
This is a messenger RNA of Prosopis cineraria, 1624 nucleotides long. RefSeq names its product glycerophosphocholine acyltransferase 1. Gene Ontology annotation, biological process: phosphatidylcholine biosynthetic process. The transcript is spliced from 8 exons. Lineage: Eukaryota; Viridiplantae; Streptophyta; Magnoliopsida; Fabales; Fabaceae. The record is from RefSeq and is a predicted model, not a curated record. Bases 180 to 1253 code for a protein of 357 amino acids.